ACAGUCCAAUAUUUGGUGUAUUUUUAAUUUUUAAAUUGCGACUGGAGAAAUCAAACUUAGCAGUCUGGCAACCCUGUUUAAUGAUAAUUUGUAACACUACUAUUUAGACACUAAAUUAUUUAUAUGUUCAUAUUUUGAUUAAAAAUUUGAGUUCUUUUUUAGGAAGGUUAGGAUUUGAAAUAUUUAGGGAGGAUUUUCCUUUUGUGAUUUUCAAAUAAAAUUAUGGCUUUAGCGUUAGUCCUGAAAAAAUCAUUAAGCGUCCAAGCUACACAAAAUUUUUUCAAAACUGCCAUCAAAGUAGAUUCUAAACGGCCUUUCACUCAAAUUUUGAGCGCAAUAAAAAAAGAACCAAUCAAAGUAUGCCGUGAAUCGAAAUUCAAUACUCCAAAACGAUUAAUGUCUGGUGAUCAUGGAAAAUUAUGGACAGUGGAAAGAGGAGUAUCAGUUGCACUUUUAGGGAUGGUUCCCAUUGCUCUUCUUGCUCAUAAUACCCUACUCGAUGACGUUCUUGCAGCUUCUGUUGUUAUACAUUUUCAUUGGGGUUUAGAAGCUAACGUGAUUGAUUAUGUGAGACCUAUUAUAUUUGGGCAUGCUGUGCCAAAAGUUGCUCUUGGGCUUUUAUAUCUAGUUUCGAUAUCGACACUAGGAGGGCUUAUUUAUUACAAUCACAGCUCUAUCGGUAUUAGUAAUACUGUGAGGAAGAUUUGGAAAAAGGAAUAAAAACAAUUCACAUUUAUUAUAAAUAUAUAUUAUUCAGUAUUUGGUAUUACAUUGUUUAAAAACUGUUAUGUAUCCUUUUAUUUUUGUUUGUUAAAAUAAAAUUAUGAACACUUGUGUUUUUAUAUUUGAAAAGCAA
Psylliodes chrysocephalus is the source of this 856-nucleotide messenger RNA. Lineage: Eukaryota; Metazoa; Arthropoda; Insecta; Coleoptera; Chrysomelidae. The record is from the annotation of a GenBank genome assembly.